Molecule: messenger RNA, 1719 nt
Organism: Ectocarpus siliculosus
Lineage: Eukaryota; Phaeophyceae; Ectocarpales; Ectocarpaceae
Source: the annotation of a GenBank genome assembly
AUGGACGGUGCGGUAAGCCUGGAGUUCAUGACCGGAAAUCCACAGCUCGGAGUGCUGUCGGGAAGGUUGACCUACCUCGAAAGCAGCAGGAACGAGAGCGGCGACGGUUCCUCGUCGCGCAAGGAAGAGAAGGGCCACGCUCGCAGAAGCAGCAGCAGCAGCAGCAGCAGCCGGGAGGGCUCCAACAGCAGCACCGUCGCCAACACCACCUACUCCCCUAGUUUCAAUGCCGACGUCCUCCUUGACCACCUCCCUCAGCGUCGGGGCAAGCUGCUGUGCCUCCUGUCGGUGCCAGCGCACAUGGUGCCUACAGAUAUGCUACACUUCGCCGCGCCGUUCAAGGAGCAGGUGCAUUCCCUCCGCAUCCUCCGCCCUUGCAACCCGGUGGGACCGAGUGAUCCCGCCAAGACGCCAGCGGAGUACAUGGUCCUCCUGCAGAUGGAGAGUCAGUCCAGCGCCGACGACUUCUUCCUCCAGUGCAACGGCAAGCGCUUCAACAGCUUCGAGGAGACGACCUGCAGAGUUGUCUUCGUCGCCAAGGCAACUUUCGACCUCCCGGCCGACUCUUCCCCCCCGCACACGCCCCCCGCAGGGUCCGCGGUCGGGGCUACUGCAACGGCAGCAAAUACCGCCGCCACCACAAGCGGUAGCGGCGGCAUCUCGUCCUCAGCAGGAACGCCACCGCAGCUUCGCACGGCCCGGCACUUCUCGCCUAUCGGCGGUGGCGGGUCUGGGGCGGCGGUGGCGGCGGCGGCAGCGGCGGCCGCGGCCGGAGUGGGGGGAGGGUCAUCUCCGGAGAAGGCUGCUGCUGCUGCCGCGGUUGCGCAGGCGGCCGGGUGGGAGUACGACGCGUCGACGUGCGUGAUCUGCAUGGAGCGCAUGGAGUCGAGGGUGCUCACGACGGUGUGCAACCACAGCUUCCACGUCGAGUGCCUCAUGAAGUGGCAGGACAGCCCGUGCCCGGUUUGCCGCUUUCACCACAACAACGCUAGCGAGGCGUCCACGUGUCAGGAGUGCCAAGCAGCAGACAACCUUUGGGUUUGCUUGAUUUGCGGAAGCGUUCUGUGUGGAUCUCGACAUGAAGAUCACAUUCGCGGGCACUACAACAGCACGCUGCACGCGUACGCCAUCGAAAUAGAGACCCAACAAGUGUGGGACUUCGCGGGAGACGGAUUUGUCCACCGCCUGAUCCACAACAAGGCGGACGGGAAGCUCGUGGAGAUUUCGGACCCAGAGCAGACGUCGGAGGAGCGACCACAGAUGCCCGCUCGUCUGUCGGAUGUCCAAGAGGAGCGCCUGGUCCAUGGCAAGCUUGAAGGGCUGGCCUACCAGUACAAUACGCUGCUGACGAGCCAGCUGGACGAGCAGCGGCACUUCUACCAGAAGCAGCUGAACGGGCUGCUGGAGCAGCAGGAGAAGAGCCGGAGGGAGAGGAGAGAGAGGAUGGUGUCCGGGGCCGACCUCGUGUCCGCCCUCCGGCAGCAGCGGCGGGAGCUGGAGAGCAAGUGCGCGAGCGCCUCGGCCAGGUUGCGAAAGAUCCGAGAGGAGACGGCGUUUCUAUGGGAGCUGAACCAAUCCCUCGAAGCGAACAAGCCGCAGGUACUGGCAAACCUGGAGCAGGCGCGGCGGGACCUAGACUCCGCCCGCAAGGCCCGCGAGGAGUGGGUGCCCCAGCUGGAGGAGAAGGUCGCGGCCCUCAUGCUCAAGCUGGAUCUUUGA